Aureobasidium vineae is the source of this 390-nucleotide messenger RNA. NCBI's taxonomy places the organism in Eukaryota, Fungi, Ascomycota, Dothideomycetes, Dothideales, Saccotheciaceae. The record is from the annotation of a GenBank genome assembly.
AUGCAAGAGAACUUCAACGCAAAAACACCCGAUCGUGAAGGUAUUGCCUAUUACUCGUAUGGUGCCACAGUGAACCCCCGAUUCUGGAGCAUGUUCCGUCAGAGUCACAGGAUCAUCCAGAGGCUGGAGGGUGAAAAUGAUGGAUUAGUAAGUGUCAAGAGUGCGAAAUGGGGCACUUACAAGGGCACGCUCAAAGAUGUCAGUCAUCUGGAUAUGAUCAACUGGACGAACAGGUUGCGUUGGUUCUUGUGGGAGUUGACCGGAAACAAGAGAAAGUGCGUUUUGAUUCAUGCUUUCCAAUUCGCUGGGAACGCCCGAGAUACUAACACAUCUGACUGCAGUUUCAACGCAAUUGCAUUCUACUUGGAUAUUGCUGGUCAGUCUCGGUGA